Messenger RNA from Penicillium diatomitis, 1059 nucleotides. RefSeq lists its product as uncharacterized. The transcript is spliced from 2 exons. The coding region runs from base 1 to 1059 and encodes 352 amino acids. Gene Ontology annotation, cellular component: cytoplasm. The record is from RefSeq and is a predicted model, not a curated record. NCBI's taxonomy places the organism in Eukaryota, Fungi, Ascomycota, Eurotiomycetes, Eurotiales, Aspergillaceae.
AUGGCCGACUCGACCCUUUAUCUCUACACCUCCCUGACCGCGGGGUCGUCGCACAUCAUCACCGCUACCUCACGGAUCGAGACAAUUCUCAAAGCCAACAAGCUCCCAUUCCGCGCCAUUGAUGUCGCCACUGAUGAAGCUGCCCGCAAGCUAUGGAGUCGUCGCUGUAAGGGCAAGAAGCUCCCCGGUCUGGUGAAAUAUGGCAACAUUGUCGGUGACCUCGAGGAAGUGGAAGAGUGGAAUGAAUACGGCGAACUCCGCAUGAUUGUCAAUAGUUUCCAAGACGUUGACGGCAUGCCUGCGACGAGCAACCCUCUACCUGUCUCUGAGACCCCCGCCACAGAAUCAACUCCCAAACGACCUGAAAUGACCGUACCCAGAACGUCCACCAUUAAAAUUCAAAACCCACCCUCGACCAAGCAAGAAGAUAAGAAGGACGAUGCGGCCGUCCUCGCGCUUCGUCAAGCUAGCUCCGAAGCUGCCAACAAGGCAAAGGGCAAGACCGAGGAGAAAAAGGCAGAUGUGAAGAAUCCAGAGCCGGUCAAGUCAGACGAGCCCUCAUCAGCUGCUCAACAGACCAAGGCUGAACAGCCCUCUUCUCCCAAAGCGCCUCGUGGCUCGGUCGCUCCCGAACUUCCUGAUAUCGCCCCGGAUUCGCCCUCGGGCCCCAAGCGUCCUCCCCUCGUGCCUGAAGUCGCAGCUGUCUCGACGGCCAACUUCCACGUGGACAAUGCUGUAGCACUAGGCCUGGUCGAGCACCAUCGGGGAUCGAUCAUCUCUGGGAGCGACGAGGCGGACAAGGACGAAGUGGUCACGGAAAUUCGUCAGUCAAUUUCCGCGGCCGAGGGACCAUCUGCCUCCUUGGAUGCGUUGCGAAAGGAAGCUGCCGGCAAGGACCGAGAUGAGAGCAUCAUCGAGGAGGUUCCUAGUGCGGACGAGACACCGCUGGAGGAGAAGGAAGAGCUGAUCAAGCCCGCGGCUAAGCCCGUGAAUGAACAGACGAAGGAAGUAUCUCAUACGGAAACGACGGCGCGAAAGGAGAAAGCUGAAGUGGAAUAG